This is a messenger RNA of Nymphaea colorata (pocket water lily), 2029 nucleotides long. RefSeq names its product lecithin-cholesterol acyltransferase-like 4. Gene Ontology annotation, molecular function: glycerophospholipase activity. The record is from RefSeq and is a predicted model, not a curated record. The transcript is spliced from 11 exons. The coding region runs from base 170 to 1756 and encodes 528 amino acids. Gene Ontology annotation, biological process: lipid metabolic process. Lineage: Eukaryota; Viridiplantae; Streptophyta; Magnoliopsida; Nymphaeales; Nymphaeaceae.
CAAAAGUUUCUUCGGCGACUCUCUCACUCUCUUUCUCUCAUAAAACGGAAAAGGAGUCAUCAAUCAUCAUCGUCUAGCCAGCCCUCUCUUCUUCGGGGACGGGUUGGUUGGUGCCGUAUGCGUUUCCCUUCUCCUCCCACGAAUCGAAGGACGAAACCCUGAGGUGGAGAUGGUGGUGGCGUUGGAUAGGGUGAUUGGUGCCCUUGACCUGUGGCUGCAUCUGCUGAACAAGGACCAGAAGCCGCGGGUCGAUCCCAAUCUCGACCCCGUCCUGCUCGUUCCCGGAAUUGGAGGUUCCAUCCUCACUGCCGUCAACGAAAAAGGCCGGCAGGAGCGCGUCUGGGUUCGGUUGUUUGCUGCUGAUCAUGAAUUCCGCACAAAACUCUGGUCGCUUUUCGACCCCUCAACCGGUCAAACAGUUUCCCUGGAUAAGGAUACAAAAAUAAUUGUUCCGGAUGAUAAUUUUGGAUUAUAUGCAUGUGAUAGCUUGGACCCUGCUCUGAUCAUUGGACAGGAGGCUGUGUGCUAUUUCCAUGACAUGAUAGAAGAAAUGAUUAAAUGGGGUUUUGAGGAGGGCAAGACACUCUUUGGUUUUGGUUAUGAUUUUCGUCAAAGUAACAGGUUUCAUGAAACCUUAGAUCGGUUCUUAGACAAAUUAAAGUUGAUCUAUGACUGCUCAGGGGGCAAGAAAGUUAAUAUUGUAAGCCACUCCAUGGGGGGUUUACUGGUGAAAUGUUUCAUGUCUUUGCAUAGUGAUGUGUUCGAGAAGUACGUUAAAAGUUGGAUCGCUAUUGCUGCUCCUUUUCAGGGUGCACCUGGGUAUACUGCAUCAUCUUUAUUGAGUGGAAUGUCUUUCGUGAAUGGAUGGGAGCAAAAUCUUUUCAUCUCUAAAUGGAGUAUGCAUCAACUGUUGAUUGAAUGCCCUUCUAUGUACGAGUUAAUGGCUUGUCCUCAUUUCAAGUGGUCUGAUACCCCACUCUUACAAGUCUGGAAGGAGAUAGUUGAUGAUGAUGGGAACAUUAGCUCUAAACUCGAGUCAUAUAGGCCAUCAGAAAGUAUCUCUAUAAUGGUGGAUGCACUUUCAAGUAACAAGAUUCAAUAUGAUGGAGUAGAAAUACCGCUGCCAUUCAACUUAGACAUCUUGAAGUGGUCAAAUGAGACAAGGAAAAUUCUGUCAUCAGCAAAGGUUCCUCCCUCAGUAAAAUUUUUCAAUAUAUAUGGUAUCUGCAACGACACACCUCACAACAUAUGCUAUGGCAGUGAGAAAAGCCCAGUCUCAGAUCUGCGACAGCUGUUGAUAUCUGAGCCAAACUAUGUCUGUGUUGAUGGUGAUGGAACUGUUCCAGCAGAAUCAGCAUCUGCAGAUGGGCUUCCUGCGGAAGCAAGGAUUGCUGUUCCUGCUGAUCAUCGUGGAAUAAUCUCUGAUCGACACGUAUUCCGCAUCCUCAAGCACUGGCUUGGGGCUGGUGAACCAGAUCCAUAUUACAAUCCUAUGAAUGACUAUGUAAUUCUGCCAGAUGCUUCAGAAUUUGUACAGGCCAUGGGUGGCCUAGUUAAAGAACAGUGGGAAAUCAUAAGUGAUGCAGGUGAAGGUGGUGGUGAAGCCAAAGAUGUCUCCUUUUCCUUGGGUUUAUCCCUAUCCAGUGUGGUAGAUGAAUCUCAAGCUGAGGAAUGUGUCAUAAUGCGGCCCAAUUAUGAAGAUAAUGUGGAUCUUGGCUUUAAAAGAUUGCAAGUUGCUGUAUCUACGCGUGCUUAAUGGGAGUUGCAAAAUAGUGGCGACGUCACCAUUGGCGGGUCCAGUAUAGCAUAUAUGUUUGUCUUAUAUGUAUAUAAAACCAUUGUAAAUUAAGUUAUUCAAAACUCAAUGGAAUUGAAUAAGUAUUCAACGAAGAAUGGCCAGGGACAUGGAAAAUUGGAAAGGUGAAUGACCUCUUUCCAUGAUCUGGUUUUGUGUAUACUUGUUGGAUGAAUGCAUUACGUUGGACAAUAACUGCUUUCUCUCUGAUUUGAAAAAGUGAUUAAAAUUGAA